AUGGCUCAGCCCGCUGUCAGACAACCUACGGCGACACGAUCCCGUAUUGCUCGACCAGGAGGCAUCCCAGCUUCUCGCAGCGGUGACCGCAUCCACCUCACCGAGGCCUCAUCUUCCAGCCACCUUGCAAAAGUCAAAGCCCAGAAAGCUGUCGGAGUCUCCGUCGCUGGCAAACCGAAAGCCAUGCCACCACAACGCGCCGCCCUCUCGGAUGUCAGCAACCGUACAGGUGCAGUUUGGGCAAGUGCACAGGUUCAUGGCGCCGUCAAGCUGGCUCCCGGCCAGCAUGGUUUGCGUGCGCAGCAAACCAAGAGUAUGACCCGUCUUGGCGAUGCGCGAUCACGGUCCACAACAGAGGAGAGGCUACCAGGGCCUACACGCUCCCUAUCCGAACAAAGAGAUCUUGUAUCGGGCGGCGUCCAGUCCAUGGAAGUCGAAGCGCCGCGGCUGCUCCCACCCUUUCAGACUUCUGCUUCCAUCAACGCAAACCUUCAGAGUAACGCAGCCGGCAGCAGCCAAUCUCAGAGGACGCUAUCUUCCAGCAACGAUGAUGCAGAGAUCGAGGAUCUCGCGGCUGUACACGACGACGGCGAUGAGGUCGACGAGGACGACAUGUCGGACGUCGACUCCACAUCGAGCAGCGAUGAAGUGGGUACAGACCAAGCCAACUGGCACGGCUCCGAACGCUUGAGCGCCGAAGCAAGGCCCGAGAGCGUCACCUCGGCAGAGGACGGUGACUUUCUCGACUACAACAUUGAUCCCGAGGGACUCGUCUCGUUACAUCCCGAAUUGGAGGAAGCGGCACGACGCAAGGUAGCUUUGAUCAAGUCUCGCUACCAAGAAGAGGUCAUUCAGCCCAGAGCCCUCCAUGCUCAAGCGCAACGAGCUGAGGCUGUCGCAGCUGGUCAGCUCUCAGCAGACUUGGCAGCGCAUGAAGACGAGCUGAUCAUCAUGGGACUCGAUCCAGACGAGGUGCGCGACACCAGCAUGGUCGCCGAGUACUCGAAUGAGAUCUUCACCUAUAUGGCAAGGUGUGAGCGCGAGACCAUGGCGAACCCCAACUACAUGGAUUUCCAGAGCGAGAUCCACUGGCAUAUGCGAGCAACGCUCGUCGACUGGUUGUUGCAGGUGCACAUGCGAUACCACAUGCUUCCAGAAACGCUCUGGAUCGCUAUCAAUGUGGUCGACCGCUUCCUCAGCGUGCGGGUCGUCAGCUUGGCCAAGCUGCAGCUCGUCGGUGUCACGGCCAUGUUCAUUGCAGCUAAGUACGAGGAGAUCCUGGCACCAAGUGUCAAGGAAUUCGUCUACAUGACCGAGGGCGGCUACUCGCAAGAAGAGAUCCUCAAGGGCGAGCGCAUCAUCCUAUCGACGCUCGACUUUAACGUCUCAUCUUACUGCUCGCCUUACUCGUGGGUUCGAAGGAUCUCCAAGGCAGACGACUACGACAUCCGUACACGAACGCUGUCCAAGUUUUUGAUGGAGCUCGCGUUGCUCGACCACCGCUUCCUGCGUGCCCGCCCAAGCCUCAUUGCCGCUGUCGGCAUGUUCCUAGCAAAGAAAAUGCUCGGAGGCGACUGGGACGAUGCCUUCGUCUACUACUCUGACUUUACCGAGGAGCAGCUUGUGCCUGGAGCCAACUUAUUGUUGGAGCGAUUGCUGGACCCUGGCUUCGAGGAGCAGUUUGUCUACCGCAAAUACGCCAACAAGAAGUUCCUCAAGGCGAGCGUUUUUGCGCGCGACUGGGCUUACCAGAACCACAGCGCACUGCUCGCUGCUGCUGCUGCCGCCGCCGCGGCUCAAGCAGGACAGCCUUUGCAAUAA
This is a messenger RNA of Ustilago hordei, 1821 nucleotides long. RefSeq names its product putative b-type cyclin 2. Gene Ontology annotation, biological process: regulation of cyclin-dependent protein serine/threonine kinase activity; G2/M transition of mitotic cell cycle. Lineage: Eukaryota; Fungi; Basidiomycota; Ustilaginomycetes; Ustilaginales; Ustilaginaceae. Bases 1 to 1821 code for a protein of 606 amino acids. Gene Ontology annotation, molecular function: cyclin-dependent protein serine/threonine kinase regulator activity. The record is from RefSeq and is a predicted model, not a curated record. The transcript has 2 exons. Gene Ontology annotation, cellular component: cytoplasm; nucleus; cyclin-dependent protein kinase holoenzyme complex.